Molecule: messenger RNA, 639 nt
Organism: Phascolarctos cinereus (koala)
Lineage: Eukaryota; Metazoa; Chordata; Mammalia; Diprotodontia; Phascolarctidae
Gene: BLOC1S2
Product: biogenesis of lysosomal organelles complex 1 subunit 2
Biological process (GO): lysosome localization; endosomal transport
Cellular component (GO): gamma-tubulin complex; BORC complex; BLOC-1 complex
Molecular function (GO): gamma-tubulin binding
Source: RefSeq, a predicted model, not a curated record
AUGGAAGGGAACCGGAAAGAGAUCCUUAUGGGGCGGGGCCAACAGCGGAAACGGGGGGCCUGGGAGAGAGUGGCUGUGAGGGACGGGGCUAGGAAGAGCUCCUGCUCCGAGAGCGGGAGGUGCCGCUCCGCUCCGGUGCAUGCGCGUAUUCCCGGAAGGCCUGUGGCCCACUGGCGGGGCCUGAGAAGGCUCCGGCAUGGCGGCCACAGCCGAGGGCGUCCCUGCAGCCCAGCGGGAGGGUCUGGGACGAGACGAUGCCGUGGUGGAGACGGCCGAGGAGGCCACGGAGCCCGCCGAGGCGGACAUCGCGGGGCUGUGCCAGGACAUGUUUCCAAAAUGGCCACGUACCUAACCGGCGAGCUGACGGCCACCAGUGAAGACUAUAAACUUCUGGAAAAUAUGAACAAACUGACUAGCUUGAAGUAUCUAGAAAUGAAAGAUAUUGCAGUAAACAUAAGCAGAAACCUAAAGGACUUAAACCAGAAAUAUGCAGCCCUUCAGCCUCAUCUGGAUCAGAUCACUUUAAUUGAGGAGCAAGUAGCAGCUCUGGAGCAGGCAGCUUACAAGUUGGAUGCAUAUUCAAAGAAACUGGAAGCAAAGUACAAGAAGUUAGAGAGGCGAUGAAAAAAUUCAUUAGCA